UCAACUGUAACUGUCUGAAAGAUUUCAGUGAUUAACAGAUUACAUACUGACAAUGAGGAACAUUCCCGACUGACAUGCAAGAUAAUACCACUCAUGUUUGUAUGUUGAAAUUCCCUAACUGGCAGCUACUGGGCUGACUUAUGGGAAAAAGUAGAGGGACUAUAAAUGAACCAGUCCAUGGUAGGCAGCUUCUUAUUGUCAACUGGAGAUUGCAGUCACACUGUCUUACCAAAACUUGGAUGCACGUUUGAGUAACUUCUCCUUCACCUUCUUGAGGAAAAUAACCAACCAGACAGGAUGCUUUUCCUUGCUGUCUUUGCGCUUCUUGCAGCUUCUGCUUCAGCUGCCUUCCAGCCUCACUACUCUUUCUCACCUUCUGUCGGGUCACGAGGUGGCACCUCAUUUGCUAUCACUGGAGAAGACAGGAUCACAGCUGUAAGGGUCUGGGAUACGUACGGUGGCCACAUCAGAGGCAUUCAGUUCCGCUAUGGCUUCGUCUGGUCUUCUGUUGCUGGUUUCUCAUACGGCGACUUACAUGACCUUGAUCUGUUUGAUGAUGAAGCCAUCAUCCAGAUCUCUGGGAAAUACUCUCACUAUGUGCAGUCAGUAGUGUUCAACACCAACAUGGGCCGCUCCCUGUUUGCAGGCCAGCCUUAUGGUCAUUCUUUCAACAUGUAUCCUGAAAACAGUGGUGCUGAGCUGCGCUUCAUCAGUGGCCGUGUGCAUGGAGGGAUCACUUCAAUUGGAGCACACUGGGCUGUCUUUGAACCAAACUUCAACCACACUGGGCGCUGAGGACAGUAGCAGAGGAGCUGAUUGUCAUCAUCUGCUUAGUUUUUGGACAAAAACGAAAGGCACGCAUUGCACUUUGCACAACAUUCUUUGGGGGUGUUUUCAUAAGUAUCUAAAAUGAUAAAGUAACAACAUAAAAAUAAGUUAUAAUUAACAUUUUUUCCUCUUAGCUUUAUAAAGUAGUUAGCCUACUGCUUUUGCCUAAUUGCACACUUUCCUUAAAUCAGUGAUCGAGAAAACGGGUGUUGAUAACCGUAAUUGUUUUCUUUUGACAAACUGUCAUCUUCUAUUACUCACUGUGUAAUUUUAAUGCCAUUAUUCACCGUCCACCACACAAUAUGGGAAUGGUAUUGUAUCCCACAAAAAUAUAACUACAUGUAAACUGGAAAUUAGUCUAUUUAAUUUGCUUGCUUGAUGGAGUUGAAUUCCUGUAUCUUUAAAUAAAAAAGCAAUAAAACA
Oreochromis aureus is the source of this 1251-nucleotide messenger RNA. Its product is annotated as zymogen granule membrane protein 16-like. The record is from RefSeq and is a predicted model, not a curated record. Lineage: Eukaryota; Metazoa; Chordata; Actinopteri; Cichliformes; Cichlidae. The transcript has 4 exons. Bases 298 to 795 code for a protein of 165 amino acids.